This is a messenger RNA of Chinchilla lanigera (long-tailed chinchilla), 3964 nucleotides long. RefSeq names its product F-box protein 42 (gene Fbxo42). The record is from RefSeq and is a predicted model, not a curated record. Lineage: Eukaryota; Metazoa; Chordata; Mammalia; Rodentia; Chinchillidae. The transcript has 12 exons. The coding region runs from base 394 to 2556 and encodes 720 amino acids. Gene Ontology annotation, molecular function: protein binding.
GCGCGCUCAGUGCUGUCUUCUGGCCGGAGCCGAGCAGCGGCGGCGGCGUUUGAGUGGAGGAAGAUGGCGGCUCCGGGUGGUUCGGGGUCCUGGCAGCUGUGAGGACUCCCCAGCACUGCAGACGCGGCCUGGGGCGAAGUGCCUCUGGUCUGGUCCUGCCCCGGGGUCCCUCACCACUCUCACCAGCGGAGCGAACCCGAGAACGUGGAGCGGGCCGGGCCAGAUCUGCAGUGGAUGAGCGAACCAGAAAGAUGUCCACCUUAAAACUGAAGCCAUGAAAUGAAGCCUGCUUGGUGGUGUGCACACCUUGUUAUCCCAGCACUCUGGAAGGUUGAGACAGGAGGAUCCUAAGUUCAAGGCCUACUUGGGCAAUUUGCUUUGGAGUGGAAUGUCAUGGCCAGCUCUUCAGACAGUGAAGAUGACAGUUUCAUGGCUGUGGACCAAGAAGAAACUGCGCCGGAAGGGACAAUGGAGCAAGAUGAAAACGCCCACCCAGGACUGGAGGUUGAGGAGCCUCGACACAAUAGGUCUAUGUCAGAGCUGCCAGAAGAAGUUUUAGAGUAUAUCUUGUCUUUCCUCUCACCGUAUCAGGAGCACAAGACUGCGGCCCUCGUCUGCAAACAAUGGUAUCGACUUAUCAAAGGAGUAGCCCAUCAGUGUUACCAUGGUUUCAUGAAGGCUGUUCAGGAAGGAAACAUUCAGUGGGAGAGCCGCACUUACCCGUACCCUGGAACCCCAAUUACUCAGCGGUUCUCACACAGUGCGUGCUAUUAUGAUGCUAAUCAGUCUAUGUAUGUGUUCGGAGGUUGUACCCAGAGCAGCUGUAAUGCUGCCUUCAAUGACCUCUGGAGACUUGACCUCAACAGCAAAGAGUGGAUUCGACCCUUGGCUUCAGGCUCUUACCCUUCCCCCAAAGCUGGAGCAACUCUGGUUGUAUACAAGGACUUGCUAGUGCUCUUUGGUGGCUGGACACGACCAAGCCCUUAUCCUCUGCACCAACCAGAGAGAUUCUUUGAUGAAAUACACACUUACUCACCCUCUAAAAACUGGUGGAAUUGCAUUGUAACAACCCAUGGGCCACCUCCCAUGGCCGGCCACUCCUCCUGUGUGAUAGAUGAUAAAAUGAUUGUCUUUGGUGGUUCUUUAGGAUCCCGGCAAAUGAGCAAUGAUGUCUGGGUCCUUGAUCUCGAGCAGUGGGCAUGGUCCAAGCCGAACAUCACCGGCCCCAGUCCUCAUCCUCGAGGUGGUCAAUCUCAGAUUGUCAUAGACAGUGCGACUAUCUUAAUCCUUGGAGGGUGUGGCGGUCCCAACGCUCUUUUCAAGGAUGCUUGGUUGUUGCACAUGCACUCGGGUCCCUGGGCCUGGCAGCCACUCAAGGUAGAAAAUGAAGAUCAUGGGGCUCCAGAGCUGUGGUGCCAUCCAGCCUGCCGGGUGGGACAGUGUGUGGUGGUCUUCAGCCAGGCUCCCAGCGGGAGAGCGCCCCUCAGCCCCAGUUUGAACUCUCGCCCAUCACCUAUCAGUGCCACUCCUCCAGCCCUGGUCCCUGAAACCCGAGAGUACCGCUCGCAGUCUCCGGUGAGGAGUAUGGAUGAAGCUCCUUGUGUGAACGGCCGCUGGGGAACACUGAGGCCCAGGGCUCAAAGGCAGACUCCCUCAGGUUCCCGGGAAGGGAGCCUAUCCCCGGCCAGAGGAGAUGGCUCUCCUGUUCUCAAUGGUGGGAGUUUAUCUCCAGGAACAGCAGCUGUCGGUGGCUCUUCCCUGGACAGUCCUGUGCAGGCCCUAUCUCCAAGCACUCCUUCUGCCGCUGAAGGGUAUGACCUGAAAGGGGGACUUGCUUUAGCCCCUCGACGAGGGUCGCUGCCAGAUCAGAAAGAUCUGAGACUAGGCUCCAUUGAUGUGAGUUGGGACCUGAAACCUGCUUCUGGUAGCAAUCACGUGGAUGGCGUGGACAACAGGACAGCUGGGGGGAGUGCGAGACACCCUCCAGAACAGACCAAUGGCGUGCAUACCCCUCCACACGUGGCCAGUGCCCUUGUGGGGGCUGUCUCACCCAGUGCCCUGCGCCGGAGUCUGGAGGCCAUCAAAGCAAUAUCUUCCAAGGGCCCCUCGGCCUCUGCAGCACUGAGUCCUCCUCUUGGGUCUUCUCCAGGCUCCCCUGGGAGCCAGAGCCUGAGCAGUGGAGAAACAGUACCCAUCCCCCGCCCAGGCCCCACAGGACCUGGCCAAGGAGAUGGACAUUCCUUACCUCCCAUUGCCCGCCGCCUGGGCCACCACCCGCCACAGUCCCUCAAUGUCGGCAAGCCCUUGUACCAGAGUAUGAACUGCAAGCCCAUGCAGAUGUACGUGCUGGACAUUAAAGACACCAAGGAGAAGGGGCGGGUCAAGUGGAAAGUAUUCAGCAGCGCCUCUGUGGUGGGGCCUCCUGAAACCAGCCUGCACACAGUGGUCCAAGGCAGAGGUGAGCUCAUUAUAUUCGGAGGACUCAUGGACAAGAAGCAGAAUGUGAAGUACUAUCCAAAAACAAACGCCUUGUACUUCGUGCGUGCAAAGAGAUAAUGUGUCCGGACCCCCUUUCCCUUUCUGUAGCUUUUAAUUUGGAAUUUCCCAGUGUGCAAGCUUUUGGACUAAGAAUUGGGAAAACAGUUAACAUUAUUCCCAUAAACCAAAACUCCAGUGCCCAGUCUAACUCACUCCAGGCUGGGAUCAAAUCUUCAUUAAGAAAAAAAUUAUAUAUAAAACAUAUAUUAUAUAACCAACUCUGUUUACAAAAGGGAGAGAUCUCCGUCCUAGUUCAGAUAAAACUGUUGCUGUGUUUUAGCAGAGGCUGUGCUGCCUUUUUCUACUUUGCUGAUAACUAGACUAAGAGUCACUAUGUUUCCAGUAGAAACCGAAGAGCCCCUGUACAUCUCUCUUUAUGUGGCCUUCUCAGAAUCAGAGAAUGGGAAGGGCACGAAUAAGACGCAAAGGAGCUUUCGGCGCAGCCCCCACUUCUGCAGGUGCUGGCGGGGAAGAGACUCAGAAGGAAACUGCAGAGGGCCUGUGCCCGCCCUGUCCCCUUCUGCCCUCUGUGACCCAGGGAAGUCACCCAGCAAGGGAUUUCUUUUUCCAGGUGUGCCAGGAUCAUCGAGGGGUGCCCACGCAGCCGACAUCUGUCCGCCUCCUGCCCGUUAGUCGUUUGAGUGCUCCCUACAUGUCUCAGAAAACAUUUGCUAUUUGAUUAUGGAAUUUCCUGACAAUCAUGUUCGGUUGCAAGUUCCCAAAACCUAUAUUUGUUCUCCUUUUCCUUAUUUUAGAAUUUUUGUCCCCAGUGGCUACAUUUUCCAUGUAAAGGCUGCUCUCCACCACACACACACCUUUUUUCUUGUGGAUUUCCUAAGCCCUAAAGCUUUCUUACUUUGUUUUUUUCACAGAGCUCAGAUUCCUAGAGAAAUCAUGCUUCUUAGACGUAGUUCCAGAACACUUUCCCUGGUAUCACUGGGGGGCAAGUAGGGAAUUCUAAGAUGCUAGUAUUGUGAAAGAUCUUUGAAGCAUUGAAAGGCACUUUUUCCCUGUGGACUUCUUUUUAGUUCCAGAGCACACUGGGCAUGCUCAUCCAUAUUUGUAGAACAUGGAAAUUGGUCCUGGAAAGAAUCCUAAUAACAGUUCCUUCUAAGAGCCGGGAGGAGUUUGUUCCCUUCAACAUGUGUUCUUGUGCCUGGCUGUUGGCCGGUGACUGGAUUGCAUAUCAUGUACUUGACCUUCGUGACACUGGCUGCCCUGAGGAGCAGCUUCAUCACUUUAUUUACGCUUGCCUUGAAGUUCAUGUGUCACCCAAACAAAGGUACAACCAAGUAAGAACAUUUCUUUGAUUAAUACAGAAAGUUAGAAGUUGCCUAGUCUUCAAAGCGUGGCCGCGACAUGGGAAAUGUCAAACGAGUUUAUUUCAAAUGGGACCAUUUAAAUACAGGGUUUUGGUGAUUUCUCA